AUGCGUUUGGGGUUGGAAAUGGGCGUUGAUUAUUAUUAUUAUUAUUUAUUAAUUAUUAUUUAUUUUUUUUUUAAGGACUACGGGGUUUUUUAUUUAUUUUUAAGGUUUAUGAUAUCCCCCUUGCUCCUGUGGGCCAGAGCACAUCAGGAUCAAAAGCAGCAGAAUGAGCCACGAGGUGAGGACUGCAUUAUUACGCCCUUUGUCCAGUGCUUUUAUGCUCUUGGUGGGUGUAGCCGCAUAAACGCGGAUAAUACCCUGCAGUCCACAAAAGAGGGGCAAGACGAUGACAAUAAAUGGAUUAUUUAUGCAAGGCAUCGCCGACGUCUUUACCUCCACCAUGCACGAGAGCUUUCACAGUUUUCUGACGCACAUGACUACUAUCGUUUGAUGAUGUGGUGUCAUGAUCAACGUCUUUUUAUUCAUCCUGCUGUGUGCAUGCGCAGACAUCCAUCUUUGUACCGUGAUCAUAUUUUUGCCGUUUCACAGGAUGUUGACAGGCUGACGCCAUUGCUUGCCAUUCCGGAAGCGCUUGCCAUUGGAUUUAAGGACAUUAGCAGCGCUGGCGAUUUUGACAACGAUUUAAGGAAUGAGAAGCGUGAAAAGGAGUUUAAUGAACUGAACUCCGGCGAGGGGACAGAUGCUGACGUUUGUCGAUUCUUUUUUGACUCACUGAACAUGAUCGUAUCGGAUCUUGUGGCAGCGAAGAGUAGUCCACUCACCGAUCCUCGAUGGGUCUUUGCAGAGCUUCUUGGUAAGGUGCGAACGCUCAAGAAUGCGCCUUACUUUGAAGACGAUGUGGUCUUGGACUCAGAGACGACAGGCCUGGCCGAUGUUUUACUUCAAAUGAUUCGGAAUUACAUCAAUGGAGGACCUCUUGUGGGGAAAUUAGACCGUGCGGAGCUUCGAUGGGCAGUAAGUGUCUGUCUGUCGCAUUCCACACCGCUUGUGAUUGCCUCUACAAGAUCCAUUGGGAUGAUACCUAUUGUUCAUCUGUUUCCACAUGGUGGGAAAGAAACGAAUUCCUUUCUUGUUGCCCGUACGAGCCGGCCGAAUUCAACGGAGAGAAUUGCAGCGUUUUUUAGCAAACACCAUGGCUAUGACUUUAUGCGUGACAGAGAAGGGAAAUGGAUCUUUCUUGUCCCGUCCCGCCCCCUGCAGUCUGGCGAGGAGAUUCGGCUGCAGGCCAUGACCCCUGUCUGUGGAAAGGACUCGGAGGCCGAGAAAAUGUGGCGGCUUUCGUGUGCUGCGGCUCCUCAGGAAUACAUGACAUCUUCUGCCGUGGCUCACAUGCAGCGGUGUCUUACGCGUGAACUCAUUGAUAGGGGAGGGGAUAUCCUUGCCGAACGACGCGGUGGUGCACCGUCUUAA
This is a messenger RNA of Trypanosoma cruzi, 1368 nucleotides long. RefSeq lists its product as uncharacterized. NCBI's taxonomy places the organism in Eukaryota, Euglenozoa, Kinetoplastea, Trypanosomatida, Trypanosomatidae. The transcript has a single exon. The coding region runs from base 1 to 1368 and encodes 455 amino acids. The record is from RefSeq and is a predicted model, not a curated record.